GUAGUACCACUCACCCGGGAAACAACAAAAGCGUGACAUUGUAUCACUCCCUCUCCCGCUAAAACCGCUACACACUAAACACAGCAAAUCGAGAGAGAGAGAGAGAGAUUGGGAGAGAGAGAGGUAAAAGAUGGAGAGAAAAACGAGAGCCACAAGCAUCACACACAAACCGGAGCAUGAUCAGAAAUCAACGCCUCCGAUUCUCCAGCUUUUAUACAACUACUAUGUCAAACACUCCUCCAUUUCUCUCUUCUCACUCUCUCCUCUCUCUCUCCGUCCUAUCGCCGCCGCUUUUCUCACCCUCCGACGCCCUCACACACAAUCUCUCUGUGUACCUAACACAUUUUGAAAUUGCUAAUGAUACAAACUAAACAAGCGGUUGUGAGAUACCUAUGAUAUCAUUUGAAAUUACUAAUGGGUACAGCGGUGAAUAUUAUCGUUGGCACUCAUGUUUGGGUUGAGGAUCCAACAGUAGCUUGGAUUGACGGACAAGUAUCAAAGAUCAAUGGAAAAAGUGUUGAGAUAGAAACGACCAAUGGAAAAAAGGUUGUUGCAAAGUUAUCUGAUAUUUAUCCGAAGGAUGAGGAAGCUCCUCCUGGUGGAGUUGAUGACAUGACAAGACUAUCUUAUCUGCAUGAGCCUGGAGUUCUACAGAAUUUGUCAAAUAGAUAUCAACUCAAUGAAAUUUAUACGUACACCGGAAGUAUUCUUAUUGCAAUUAAUCCAUUUCAAAAACUACCUCAUUUGUAUGAUCCCCACAUGAUGGAACAAUACAAAGGAGCGCCUCUGGGGGAGCUCAGUCCUCAUGUUUAUGCAAUUGCAGAUGUUGCUUACAGGGCAAUGAUCAAAGAAGGCAAAAGCAACUCCAUUUUAGUCAGUGGCGAAAGUGGGGCUGGAAAAACUGAAACUACUAAGAUGCUUAUGCGUUACCUUGCCUAUUUGGGUGGACGAAAAAGCACUGAAGGACGGACUGUUGAACAGCAAGUUUUAGAAUCCAAUCCAGUUCUAGAGGCUUUUGGAAAUGCAAAAACUGUCAGAAACAAUAAUUCCAGUCGAUUCGGCAAAUUCGUUGAAAUUCAGUUUGACAAACAAGGUAGAAUAUCUGGAGCUGCUAUUAGAACUUAUCUUCUCGAAAGGUCUCGGGUUUGCCAGGUCUCUGAUCCUGAACGCAACUAUCAUUGCUUUUACCUUCUUUGUGCAGCUCCACCGGAGGUAGUGGAGAAAUAUAAGCUAGGAAGUCCUAAAUCAUUUCACUAUCUUAAUCAAUCCAAAUGUUUUGAACUUGCUGGUGUUAAUGAUACUGAAGAAUAUCUUGCCACUAGAAGAGCCAUGGAUAUAGUUGGCAUAAGUGAAUCCGAACAGGAAGCAAUUUUCAGAGUUGUAGCUGCAAUUCUCCAUAUUGGCAAUGUGGAGUUUGCUAAGGGUAAAGAAGUUGAUUCAUCUGUCCUAAAAGACAAGCAGUCGAAGUUUCAUCUUCAGACAGCAGUAGAUCUUCUCAAGUGUGAUCUAAAUGCUUUACAAGAUGCACUGUUAAAACGUGUAAUGGUUACCCCAGAAGAAGUUAUUAAGAGAAGCCUCGAUCCGGUGGCUGCAGUUGUUGGCAGGGAUGGUUUAGCCAAAACUUUAUACUCACGGUUGUUUGACUGGCUGGUUGAUAAAAUCAAUGUGUCCAUUGGACAGGAUCCUAAUUCAAAAUCCUUGAUAGGGGUUCUUGACAUCUAUGGUUUUGAAAGCUUCAAACAGAACAGUUUUGAACAGUUCUGUAUCAAUUUCACGAAUGAGAAAUUGCAACAACAUUUUAACCAGCAUGUGUUUAAGAUGGAACAAGAAGAGUACACAAAAGAAAAGAUUGAUUGGAGCUACAUAGAAUUUGUUGAUAACCAAGAUGUGUUGGAUCUUAUUGAAAAGAAACCUGGAGGAAUUAUUGCUCUACUUGAUGAAGCCUGUAUGUUUCCCAAGUCAACUCAUGAGACGUUUUCACAAAAGCUUUAUCAGACGUUUAAAGCGAAUAAACGCUUUAUCAAACCAAAAUUAUCACGGACUGACUUUACUAUUGCUCAUUAUGCUGGAGAGGUCCAGUAUCAGUCUGAACAUUUUUUAGACAAAAAUAAAGACUACGUUGUUCCGGAACAUCAAGAUUUGUUAAGUGCUUCUAAAUGCUCCUUUGUAGCAAAUCUCUUCCCACCACAACCUUCAGAGACUCCCAAGGCAUCAACUAAAUCUUCCAAAUUCUCAUCUAUAGGUUCCAGGUUUAAGGUACAACUCCAACAAUUGAUGGAAACACUUAAUUCUACAGAGCCCCAUUAUGUUAGAUGUGUGAAGCCCAACAAUGUUCUUAAGCCUUCUGUCUUUGAGAAUGCCAAUGUUAUGCAACAACUGCGCUGUGGAGGUGUUCUAGAGGCAAUUAGAAUCAGUUGUGCUGGAUAUCCAACUCGGAAAACCUUUUUUGAAUUUGCAAAUCGAUUUGGUCUUCUCGUUCCGAAAGUUUUGGAAAAGAACCUUGAGGAAAAGGCAGCAUGCAAGAAGAUUUUGGAUAAGACAGGCCUCAAAGGAGCUCAGAUAGGGAAAACAAAAGUUUUUUUAAGAGCUGGACAGAUGGCUGACUUAGAUGCACGGAGAGCAUUAAAGCUUAGUGGUGCAGCCAAGAUUAUUCAAAGAAAGAUUAAAACUUAUAUUGCCCGAAAAUAUUUUCUUACUUUGCGGGAGGCCGCGAUUUGUAUGCAAGCCUUCUGCAGAGGAAAACUUGCUUGCAAACUAUAUGGAAAUAGGAAAAUGGAAGCAGCCUGUAUUAGAAUUCAGACGAAAAUGAAGGGAUACCAUUGGAGAACGUCCUACAAAAAACUCCAAAUCUCAGUUGUUGUGAUCCAGACAGGUUUACGGGCAAUGGCUUGCCACAAGGAGUUUAGAUAUAGGAAACGAAAUACUGCGGCAACUAUGAUACAAGCCCGCUGGCGUGGUCAUAAAUCCUUAGCAUACUAUAAGAAAUUGAUAAGGGCGUCCAUUGUCACACAAUGCAGAUGGAGAGGGAGGAUUGCUAGGAAGGAGCUUCGGAAAUUAAAAAUGGAAGCUAGGGAAACUGGAGCGCUCCGUGAUGCAAAGACUAAGCUUGAGAAACAGUUGGAAGAACUAACAUGGCGUAUGCAGCUGGAAAAACGUCUGAGGACUGAUUUAGAAGAGACAAAAGGACAGGAGAUAACGAAGUUACAGAAUUCGCUGCAAGGAAUGCAAAAGAAAGUUGACGAAAUGAAUGCAUUGCUUGUCAAAGAACGUGAAACUGCACAAAAAGCAAUUGAAGAGGCUGCUGCAGCUGUUAAGGAAACCCCAGUUCAUAUUGAAGAUACUGAAAAGAUCGAGGCAUUAAGUGCUGAGGUUGAAACCUUGAAGGCAUCAUUGCAAUCUGAAAGAGAGAUGUCUGAUGAUUAUAAAAGAAAGUAUGCAGCAGCUGUGGAUUCAAGUGAAGUAAAGCAUAAAAAGUUGGAAGAAACUGAGAAAAGGGUUCAUCAACUUCAGGAAUCUUUGAACAGGUUUGAAGAGAAGCUUACCAACUUGGAGUCUGAGAAUAAAGUUCUUCGUCAGCAAGCUCUAUCCAUGGCAGAGAAAAGUAAGGUCCUCCAGGAGUUAGAGGCAGAAAAUAAAUCUCUUCGUCAAAAGGUUUUGACUGUGGCACAAAAUCAUAAGAUGCUAGCAAACCGUUCCAAAUCACUUAUUCAGAGGGGGGAACUCACAAAAGCUGCUAUAGAACUCCCAAGUCCUCCAAUACAACAGCUUAAGGAACAGGCAGAGGUGGAGGAAUGGCCCCAAAAAUCACUGAACGAAAAACAGCAAGAGUAUCAGGAUUUGCUUAUCCGUUGUAUUGCUCAGCCUCUAGGAUUCUCCAAAGGCAGACCUGUUGCAGCCUGCAUCAUAUACAAAUGCCUGAGGCACUGGAGAUCAUUUGAAGUAGAAAGGGCUAGCAUUUUUGACCGCAUUAUACAGACCAUUGGCCACGCGAUUGAGACACAAGACGACAACAAAACCUUGGCAUAUUGGUUAUCAAAUGCAUCCACGCUGCUGUUCUUGCUGCAACGUACACUAAAAGCGAGUGCUGCUGCUGGUAUGACUCCACAACAUCGGCGGUCACCAUCAACUUUAUUUGGGAGGAUGACCAGGAGCUUUCGCGGAAUUCCACUUGGCUCUGAUCUUUCUUCAGUUAAUGGUGAGGUGACUGGUGGGGUGGAUACAAUACGGCAAGUUGAAGCCAAAUAUCCUGCUUUGCUUUUUAAACAGCAAUUAGCAGCUUACGUGGAAAAGAUAUAUGGCAUGAUUCGUGAUAAUCUAAAGAAAGAGAUUUCUCCGGUGCUUGGCUUGUGUAUACAGGCACCAAGAAUAUCCAGGGCAAGCUUAAUUAAAGCCAAGGGGCCGGCUCGUACACUUGCAAAUGCUGCUGCCCAAGAAAUUUUGACUGGUCACUGGCAAGGGAUUGUAAAGAGUAUUAGCAAUUUCUUGAGUUUGUUAAAGUCUAAUCAUGUACCCCCAUUUUUGAUUCGCAAAGUUUUCACUCAGAUAUUCUCUUUCAUCAACGUACAACUUUUUAACAGCCUUCUUCUGAGACGAGAGUGCUGCUCAUUUAGUAAUGGGGAGUAUGUUAAAACUGGAUUGGCAGAACUGGAUAAUUGGUGCUACAAGGCAACUGCUGAGUAUGCAGGUUCGGCAUGGGAUGAGCUUAAGCAUAUAAGACAGGCUAUUGGGUUCCUGGUCAUAAAUCAAAAGCCAAAGAAGACACUGGAUGAGAUAAGUCAUGACCUGUGCCCGGUGCUCAGUAUUCAACAACUCUACAGAAUAAGCACUAUGUUCUGGGAUGACAAGUAUGGCACACAUAGCCUUUCUCCAGAUGUAAUAUCUGCCAUGAGGGUAUUAAUGGCCGAAGAUUCAAACAAUCCUGUCAGCAGUUCAUUUCUGCUUGAUGAUGAUUCAAGCAUACCCUUCUCAGUUGAUGACAUCUCUAAAACAAUGGAGCAGAUUACUAUUUCAGACAUUGAACCGCCACCUCUAAUUCGCGAAAAUGCAGGCUUCAACUUCCUGUUGCCUCUCUCCAAGUAAUCGGUUUUAAUCUUCGAGUCAUCAUGUAAUUAGUUUCUAAAACCUUCAGGACCGAUAGAUAUGUCAUUGAUAUUAUUGAAUACUAUGAUCUUAGCACGCAACUUCGCGUGCCUGUGUGUGACACAAAAGCACCAGUUAACUUAGCUUAGGCUAAGGUGAUGAACUUCUUUCAAUAGUAGUUUGAUGGAGCAGGAGAUGUUUUUAGUAUAAAAAUACUCAGAUAGUGUCAGAUUUUACAGUUUAAUUAGCAA
Molecule: messenger RNA, 5330 nt
Organism: Daucus carota subsp. sativus
Lineage: Eukaryota; Viridiplantae; Streptophyta; Magnoliopsida; Apiales; Apiaceae
Product: myosin-11
Exons: 39
Coding region: 415-5079 (1554 amino acids)
Biological process (GO): vesicle transport along actin filament; actin filament organization
Cellular component (GO): vesicle; myosin complex; cytoplasm
Molecular function (GO): microfilament motor activity; actin filament binding; ATP binding
Source: RefSeq, a predicted model, not a curated record